AUGAACAAGUACGAACGUGAUAGUCGAUUACGACCAACCUCGUGUUUGCAAAAAACUCUCGGUUCGUUUAAUGUGAAGAGGAUUGCGAAAGACCGGGAGUGGUCAAAGCGUUUUACGAAGACAACUUCGAAAAAUGCGUCAAGGUACUUCAUCAUAUACACAUGGUCGUUCUUAAUUGUGUUGACUCUAGAAGGUGCACCACAUUGGUUUGGUGCCGAAGUAAAUAUGAAGUCGAAGGUUGUCUCAUUUAUGGACUCCCUACACACCGCAAUGAAUGAGAAGUAUCGUGUGGAGGCUACGAAAGAAAUGUUGUCGACGUUGGACCUUUUGUUUGAGGAGAAUAGGUCGAAGAAUGUGACUUUCGUGGAUUUCAGAAUUGACAGGAAAGAUCGCGGGCUUCCUCAACAAGACAAUGACCGAGAUUGCGGAGUAUACGUCAUGAAGUACAUGGACGCUGUGGCCAAUGAGGAAGAAGUAGUUGAUGAGUUUCACCCGGUUGAGGCACGUUUGGAAAUCGCUGCGAGGAUCAUAACUGAUGAACAAAAUGAAAUUCGUACCAAAGUGGUUGAAGAUCGUAGGGCUGCACAAGGCAGCUCAUUUGCAUCGUCCUCGGCCCCUUUGCGUAGUCCGUCAAAGUCUCCACGCGAUCCUCGGUUCAGUACAGCGAAGUCUCGCAAUGCAAACAUGUUUCCCCGUCAAGAGCCUCCCCUAGGCUUCGGUCUACCAAGACUAAGAUUUCAUAUGGUGAAUAGUGUGUGA
Cannabis sativa is the source of this 759-nucleotide messenger RNA. RefSeq lists its product as uncharacterized. NCBI's taxonomy places the organism in Eukaryota, Viridiplantae, Streptophyta, Magnoliopsida, Rosales, Cannabaceae. The record is from RefSeq and is a predicted model, not a curated record. The transcript is spliced from 5 exons. The coding region runs from base 1 to 759 and encodes 252 amino acids. Gene Ontology annotation, biological process: proteolysis. Gene Ontology annotation, molecular function: cysteine-type peptidase activity.